AUGUUCCGACGACUCGGUUUAGCAGACGAACUGCGAGCCAGGGGCGUUCCAUCACACUUUCCAUUUACCGUGCUCAUAUCCUCUGGCCUGGGGAAUGAGAAGGCACUCACCAAAUGGCAACUCCCCAGUGUCGACGAGUACCGAGCGCAGAUCAAGGCCAGUAAUGACGGCUCGCAACCCCGAGAAUCUUGGCAGCGGAUAUCGCUUAUUGUAUUUGAAGCAUGGAUGAAAGAACUGUGUGUGAAGAAUGAGAUGAUUGAUGCAAGGUUUGGGUGGAAAGUUGAGAGCAUCGAGGAACGCGACGGUAGAGUCAGGACUGUUGCGUCGUGCUCGAAGACCGGUGCGACCACGGAAAUUUUGUCAGACUAUGCUGUUGGAUGUGAUGGUGCGUCUAUACUUCUCGUCCACUUCAAGUCCAAAGACCUGACGCGGUUGCACGCUCAAGGCUACUUUUGGCACAUAUUUUUUGUGCGCGAGCCUGGAGUUUACAGUGGUGCGCUGAUCGCGCAGGAUGAGGUGGACCAAUGGACUAUCCAUUACAGCCUUCCCCUCGACACAGACACGUCAAAAAUCGGGUCCGAAGAAGCUGUAUAUACCGUGCUUGGUGGUCUAAAAGGCAGAUAUGAAAUCAAAAUCGACGAGAUAUUGCGCGUCUUCCUUGCCGGGGACGCUGCGCACCAGAACGUCCCCACUGGCGGCUAUGGUAUGAACACGGGAAUAGCAGACGCUUAUAACUUGGGUUGGAAACUUGCAGCAGCCAUGCAAUAUGGCGGUGCCGGACUGCUACGAUCGUACGACUCAGAGCGGAUCCCAGUCGCUGUGCGUGUCAUGCAGCACUCGAAAGCGCAUACGAAAGUACACACAUCUAUCACCCAGUUUUUCCAAGGGGUCGAUCCUCAUGUCAUAGAUCGACCCACCGAGGAUGGUGUGGCUCUUCGAAAAAGGGUCCAUGAAUAUUAUCAGAAGAAUGAUGGUGAACACAAACACAAAGGCAUCGAAAUGGGCUACAUCUACGAAUCAGAAAUUUUGCAAACACCUGGAUCAGGGUCGAAGCCAGUGUGGCAAGAAUACGAAUACAUACCAUCUACAUGGCCAGGAAACCGAGCACCACACGUCUUCCUGACUGACGGGUCCGCUAUCUUCGAUCAUUUCGGCAAAGAUUGGACUUUGGUUUCGUUUAUCGAUAAUAUCGAGGACCACUCCGUGAAGUUGCUCCUGGAUGCCGCAAAUACUCUCCGCAUUCCAGUCAAGCACGUCGACAUCUCAGGCGAACGUCACGCGCGAAAAGUUUGGCAGCGAGACUUGGUGCUUGUACGGCCGGACGAGCACGUUGCUUGGAGAGCAGACUCAAUUCAAGAUUUGAUCGAAGCUCAGAGAAUCUUGGAAGUUGCGGUGGGCUUGAGGCCUGCGGAGAAUGGUGUCGAAAACGCCAGCAAUCGGGUUUGGGACAUGUCCACUUCGGUCGCGGAUGUUGAGGCCAGCGCAAACGAGCACAUACGUGACUUCAUAGCCAAGUUGUGA
This is a messenger RNA of Parastagonospora nodorum SN15, 1521 nucleotides long. RefSeq lists its product as hypothetical. The transcript is spliced from 3 exons. Bases 1 to 1521 code for a protein of 506 amino acids. Lineage: Eukaryota; Fungi; Ascomycota; Dothideomycetes; Pleosporales; Phaeosphaeriaceae. The record is from RefSeq and is a predicted model, not a curated record. Gene Ontology annotation, molecular function: FAD binding.